Molecule: messenger RNA, 2961 nt
Organism: Prosopis cineraria
Lineage: Eukaryota; Viridiplantae; Streptophyta; Magnoliopsida; Fabales; Fabaceae
Exons: 9
Coding region: 615-2627 (670 amino acids)
Molecular function (GO): GTP binding
Source: RefSeq, a predicted model, not a curated record
GGGAAGCCGGAGCCCGGAAGCAGAGCAGAGGGUUUAGUGGUUCAUCCAAGAUGCUGAGGAGCGGGGGAGAGGGAGCCAUUCCCAUUCCCAUCCAUCUCCGUUGCUUUUGCCGAUCAAAAUCUUUCUCAAUUCUUCAACCAAUGAUCCUUUCCAACAUAUAUAUACACGUAAACAAAAUCGAAUCCCAAACUGUACCCACCAAACGAAACGGCAAUGGCUUUCUCGUUUCUUACUCUCCCUCAAACAGCGUGACAAGUUGCCUGCAACGCAAUCAUCUAUCCCUCGUCAUUUCCUCGUUCGUGCUUCGCCUUGCGGAAUCUUAACGAGAGCCACUUUCGUCGCGGGCUUCGUAGAACAGGAGAAUAAUAAAGUCAAGUUCAACAUUUCAGGGUAACGGCUUCAAUCAACGUUGAAGAAUUAUGGUGAAGCUAGUGGAACAACUGUAAAGGGGAUUAAUAGGGGAACUGAAAAGUUGAGGUUCGAAGUAAAAAUCAAUUUUACAUUGUUUUGCGGUCAUUGCUUUAUUGCAUGUAUGGCAUAAUAAUUUCAGCUUGGGACUUGGGGAGAAGACUUCUUGGGUUGAUUGUUUGUCGAGGAAAAAGCUGAUAUUUGGCAUGUCUCAUUUAUUGUUGAGAGCCAUUUUGGUCAGGAGGAAGAAUGGUUUUGGUCUAUUAUAUACAAGUACUUCUUUCCACGAGAACUUGAUUAACUUAAUUUCCGGUUCUAGCAGAGAAAGGCAAUCCUUCGGUGCCGGAAUUAUCUUGGAACAACCUUUUAAUCGUUUGCUCAUACACGGCUCUGCAGCAAACUAUUUGAAUUGGAAUUGCGGCCUGGUCAUUUCAAAUAUUCAUACUUCUUGUUUGGUUCUGCAUAACAGGGGUUUUUCUACUUCUGGAGAUAAACUGAUUGAAUCUGAUCUGCAUGCUGCUGAAAAUUCAAGCCAUUCGGUGAAGUCUUCUGUUGACUUAGAUGAUGAUUGUACUACGAUAGGUUGUUUUGAGAAGUCUUAUGUUGAUCCUGGUGAUGUGUUAGUCACCAAGAAAACUUAUGGAAAACCUGUGGAUUUUACUAAAAUUGAAAUUUCUAAGCUCCCUGUUGUUAUGAUUAUUGGUCGCCCUAAUGUAGGGAAGUCAGCAUUGUUUAACCGUUUGAUCCGGAGGAGGGAGGCUCUGGUAUAUAACACACCAAAUGAUCAUGUUACUCGGGAUGUACGAGAAGGGGUUGCCAAGUUGGGUGAUUUACGAUUUAAAGUGUUAGAUUCAGCUGGAUUAGAAGCUGAAGCAUCUUCAGGGUCAAUCCUUCAUAGAACAGCAGGAAUGACUGCUAGUGUCUUAUCGAGGUCUCAGUUUGCAAUCUUCCUGACAGAUGGAAGAUUUGGACUUCAUCCUCUUGAUUUGGAGGUUGGAAAAUGGCUUCGCAAACAUGCACCUCAAAUCAAACCUAUUGUAGUGAUGAAUAAAUGCGAAUCACUCUUUGAUGCUAGUGGUUCUCUAAUGGCAGCUGCUUCUGAAAUGCUCCGCUUAGGAUUUGGGGAUCCUAUUGCCAUAUCUGCAGAGACUGGGUUGGGUUUGCCUGACUUGUAUCAGUCUCUUAGGCCUGUUCUGGAGGAUUAUAUGCUUCAAGUGCUAAAUGGAACUCAGGAUGAUAGCUACAGUGAGGACAGCUGUUCCACUGAGGUUGAUGAAAGUAAACUUCCAUUGCAGUUAGCAAUUGUGGGACGCCCCAAUGUUGGGAAAUCGACCUUACUAAAUACAUUGUUACAAGAAGACCGGGUUCUUGUUGGUCCUGAAGCUGGUCUGACAAGAGAUUCAAUCAGAACCCAGUUUGAAUAUCAAGGCAGGCAGAUUUAUCUUGUUGAUACUGCUGGGUGGUUGCAGAGGACAAAACAAGAUAAAGGACCAGCUUCCUUGAGCAUCAUGCAAUCAAGAAAGAAUCUACUCAGGGCUCAUAUAAUUGCUUUGGUGCUUGAUGCUGAAGAGAUUGCAAAUGCCAGACGAAGUAUGAAACAUGCUGAGGUGGUUAUUGCGAGACGAGCAGUGGAAGAGGGACGUGGUCUGGUUGUGAUUGUGAACAAGAUGGAUCUUCUUAGAGGGAAGCGAAAAUCUUCGUUGUGUGAGAAGGUUAUGGAAGCUGUUCCUUUAGAAAUUCAGACGAUUAUACCUCAGAUAACAGGAAUCCCAGUUAUAUUCACAUCAGCUGUUGAGGGAAGGGGCCGGACAGCUGUCUUGCGGCAGGUUGUUGAUACGUAUGAAAAAUGGUGUUCGAGAUUACCUACAGCUCGCCUUAAUCGUUGGUUGCUUAAGGUUAUGAGCCGGCAUUCUUGGAAAGAUCAAGCAGCACAACCGAAGAUCAAGUAUUUCACCCAAGUCAAGGCUCGGCCACCUACAUUUGUCGCAUUUGUGCGUGGGAAGACUGAGCUUUCAGAUACAGACAUUAGAUUCUUAACAAAAUCCUUGAAGGAGGACUUUGAUUUGGGUGGUAUUCCGAUACGAAUCAUGCAACGGUCUGUCACUAGGAGAGAUGGUAGUGGCAGUGGUAAUGGUAGCAUCAACAGCAAAAAAAGCAAAUCUGUUGGCAAAAUGGUUGAAAGGGUCUCUUCUGAGAAGAGAAGCAUGUUGGUUGAAUGACACUUCUAAACCAAAUCUUCAAGUAUGAAGAAGUGAAUUUGUUAGCAAGAUGGUGCAAAAGGGUCUCUAUCUGUUGCCCGAAUAACAAUUUUGAACCAAAUCUGCAAAAAUGAGCUGAGUUGGAUGCUUACGAUAUGUUUAUGUGUGGAUUUUAUCAUCAGUUCUAUAUAAAAUUCUGGUAAACUGUCCUGUGAGAGGGGAAUAGCAUCAAGAGCAGAAUUGAAUUUGAUAUCAAGUUUUCUAGAAGGAUGUAGCUAAUGUUAAAGACUUUAUGAAACCUGAUAACUGGUGUAGAAAGUAAGCCCAAAGUUUAUAUAUGAUACUUUAAUUAACA